Auxenochlorella protothecoides is the source of this 3279-nucleotide messenger RNA. Its product is annotated as Glycolate oxidase subunit GlcD. Gene Ontology annotation, molecular function: FAD binding; D-lactate dehydrogenase (NAD+) activity; D-lactate dehydrogenase (cytochrome) activity. Bases 1 to 3279 code for a protein of 1092 amino acids. The record is from RefSeq and is a predicted model, not a curated record. The transcript is spliced from 17 exons. Gene Ontology annotation, biological process: lactate catabolic process. NCBI's taxonomy places the organism in Eukaryota, Viridiplantae, Chlorophyta, Trebouxiophyceae, Chlorellales, Chlorellaceae.
AUGAGAAGUAAAGUUACGUCCCUCCUCCGGUCGAGGACCCGAGCCUGGGCCUGGCACUGCCAGGACCGAGCCCUGCCCUUCGCGAGGGAUGGCGUCGCCUCUGUGGGGUGCCUGGCCAUGGCUGGCCUGCCAGCAGUGAAGGGUACUCAUGCCUACCACUCGGCCCCAUCGACUGGCGCAGCAGCCCAGGCCGAGCGAGUGGCGGAGCCCUCGGUACCCCUGACGAGGACGGACGCCUACGGCGCCAUCUCUGUCGUGGAGGAGGAGAACGUCGACUUCGUUCCCACCAAGUAUGAGAACAUCGACGGACGGCGCAUCGACGACGGGCGGUACACCGCCUUCGCAGAUGAGAUCAGCGCCUUCAUCCCCAAGUCCCGCCAGUACACCGACCCCGUGAGGACUUUUGCCUACGGGACGGAUGCCAGUUUCUACCGCCUAAACCCCAAGAUGGUCAUCAAGGUGCAUUCUGAGGAGGAGAUACGGCGCCUGCUGCCCGUCGCCAAGAAGCACGGCGUUCCGGUGACCUUCAGAGCGGCGGGGACCUCUCUUUCCGGCCAGGCGCUGACUGACAGCGUGCUGCUGAAGAUCAGCCACGUGGGCAAGAACUUUCGGAGCUUCAAAGUGCACGGGGAUGGCUCCUCCAUCACGCUCCAGCCGGGGCUGAUCGGGGGUGAGGUGAACCGCAUCCUGGCCGCCUACAAGCAGAAGGGGGGCCAUCCCAUCCAAUACAAGAUCGGCCCCGACCCCUCCUCCAUCGACAGCUGCAUGAUCGGCGGCAUCCUGAACAACAACUCCUCCGGUAUGUGCUGUGGCGUGUCCCAGAACACGUACAACACGCUCAAGGACAUCCGUCUGGUGCUGGCCGACGGUACCGUGCUGGACACCGGGGACGAAGCCAGCCGCGCUGCGUUCCUCGAGUCGCACGCCGACCUGGUCAAGGGGCUCCAGGCGCUGGUGAAGAGGGUGCAGUCUGAUCGCCUGCUGGUCAGCCUCAUCCGCCGCAAGUUUGCGAUCAAGUGCACUACUGGCUACUCUUUGAAUGCCCUGGUUGACUUCCCUGUGGACGACCCCAUCGAGAUCAUCAAGCGCCUCAUGGUCGGCAGUGAGGGCACCCUGAGCUUUGUCUCCCAGGCCACCUACAAUACCGCCAGCGCCUUCCUCAUGUUCCCCACCAUCGAGGCAGCAUGCGUGGCGGCGGCGGUCCUGCGCCGCGAGACGGCGGUGGACGCGGUGGAGCUCUUCGACCGCCCCUCCAUCCGCGAGUUCGAGUGCAACGAGGCGGUGGCCAAGCUGACGCCCGACAUCCUGGGCGCCGAUGGUGGCGCCGCCGCGCUGCUGGUGGAGUGCCGGGGGCAGACGCACGACGCGCUGCACGCCCGCAUCCGCGAGAUCCAGUGUGCGCUGAAGCGCGCGGAGCUGCCCUUUGGCGCCAAGGCCGACGCGCCCAUGCAGGUCACCGACUACGAGUUCUGGGAGGACCCGGCCAAGUACAACGUCUACUGGGAUGUGCGCAAGGGGCUCAUCCCCAUCGUGGGCGGCGCAAGAGAGCCGGGCACCACCAUGCUGCUGGAGGACGUGGCCUGCCCUGUGGACAACCUGGCGGCCAUGACGCGCGACCUGAUAGACAUGUUCCAGCGCUGGGGCUACGACGACGCCUACACCUUUGGGCACGCGCUGGAGGGCAACCUGCACCUCGUCUUUUCGCAGGGUUUCCGCACGCCCGAGGAGGUCCAGCGCUUCUCGGACCUGAUGGACGAGAUGUGCGACAUCGUGGCCAACAAGCACAGCGGCAGCCUGAAGGGGGAGCAUGGCACCGGGCGCAACAUGGCGCCCUACGUGGAGAUGGAGUGGGGCACCAAGGCCACGGAGCUCAUGUGGGAGCUGAAGGCCCUGUUUGAUCCCGACAACAUCCUGAACCCAGGCGUCAUCCUGAACAAGGACCCUCACAUCCACCUGAAGAACCUGAAGCCCUCCCCGCCGGUGAACCCUCUGGUCAAUCACUGCAUCGAGUGCGGCUUCUGCGAGUCCAACUGCCCCAGCCGCGACCUGACGCUGACGCCCCGCCAGCGCAUUGCUGUCUGGAAGGAGAUCUUCAGGCUGGAGAACCUGGAGCUGCUGACCGACGAGCAGACGCACCGUCUGAAGGAGAUGAAGACCAUCUACGAGUACGACGGCAAGGACACCUGCGCCGCCGACGGCAUGUGCAAGGAGAAGUGCCCCGUGAAGAUCAACACCGGGGCGCUGAUCAAGGAGAUCCGGGCGCACGAGAUGCAGGAUGAGCACCCGCGCUACGAUGCCGUUGCUGGGGUGCUGGCGCGGCGGUUUGGGUCCCUGGCCUGGACGAUGCGGCAGGUGCUGGGCCUGGCUGACGUGGCGCACGGCGUGCUCGGUCCCUCUUUCCUCCAGAGCGUCACAGGCCUGCUGAACCGGUGGUCGGGGCGGCUCGUGCCCGAAUGGAACCCCUACAUGCCCAAGCGCGCGGCCAACGUGGACAUGUCCCCCGCCCAGCCUGAGCAGCUGGUCACCGACCGUGGCAUCCCCCGCAAGGUGGUCUACCUGCCCGCCUGCGUGACGCGGAUCAUGGGUCCGGCGCGCGGCGACGACCAGCAGGACUCUGUGCACGAGAAGAUGCUGUCUCUGUUCAACAAGGCCGACUACGAGGUGGUGUACCCCGAGGGCUUCUCUGGCAGCUGCUGCGGCAUGAUGUUCAACACCCGUGGCUUCAACCAUGUGGCUGAUGGCCUGGCCAACGACCUUGAGGAGUCGCUCGUGAAGGCUUCUGAGGGCGGCAAGUACCCGAUUGUUGUGGACACCUCCCCCUGCCUUGCCAACAUCAAGGGCCACCUGAAGAACAAGGAUCUGAGGUUUGCACUGUACGAGCCUGUGGAAUUCAUCUCCACCUUCCUCACCGACAAGCUGGAGUGGGAGCAGGUCAGGGAGAAGGUGGCCAUCCACGUCCCCUGCUCCAGCAAGCAGAUGGGGGUCUCCUCCCACUUCGCCAAGGUGGCAUCCAAGUGCGCCGGCAGUGUCGUGGACUCCAACAUCCCGUGCUGCGGCAUGGCCGGCGACCGCGGGAUGCGGCUGCCGGAGCUGACUGGCUCCUCCCUGCAGCACCUGGGUGUGGACGGCUGCUCCGACGGCUACUCCACCAGCCGCACCUGCGAGAUCGCGCUGAGCAAGCAGGCCGGCUUCAAUUUCAGGGGACUGGUGUACCUCGUGGACGAGGCCACCCGGCCCAAGGCGCGAUCCAGCUCAGACACGGCGGCGGGUGGCCGCUGA